CUCAGAGCAACCAGAUUCCAAUGACAGACUCCUGCCACCCUUGUGGCCUCUUCAGACUACAAGGGACAGACCUACCCAGGAGGCAGCAGUAACAGCAGAGAUGAAGACAAAACCUUUGGAGUGGGCAUUGGCGACAUUGCUACUGCUGGCCCUGGCUGUUGUCACACUGGCUCAGGUCACCUGCGUCGGACAUGCCGCCAUCCCAGGGAUUCCUGGAACACCAGGGGUGGCUGGCCCCAAUGGCAAGGAUGGCAGCCCUGGGGAAAAGGGAGACAAAGGACUGCCAGGAGUGCUGGGAGAUUCAGGAGAAAUUGGGGAAAAGGGAGAUGCUGGGAACCCUGGAAACCCAGGAAAAGUUGGUCCCAAGGGUCCCACUGGCCCCAAAGGUGUCCCUGGGCCUAUGGGUCCCCCUGGGCCUCCAGGUGAAUCCGGAGACUACGGCAACAUGGCAAAGUCGGCCUUCUCUGCCUCCCGGACUAUCCAUGGUCAGCUGCGGAGGGACCAGCCCAUUCGCUUUGACCAGCUGAUCACCAGGGAAGGCAGCGAUUACGAGCCCCGUAGUGGCAGGUUUAGUUGUCGGACCCCAGGCCUCUACUAUUUCACCUACCACGCCAGCUCCCGGAAUAACCUGUGUGUGAUCCUCAUCAAGGCCAAGCGAGGAGCAGCCAAGGAGAAAGUGGUGACUUUCUGUGACUUUGUCUACAGCAGCUUCCAGGUCACCACGGGCGGGGUGGUCCUCAAGCUGGCUGAGGGAGAUUCGGUCUGGCUGGAGACCAAUGAAAAAAAUUCCCUGGUGGGGCUGGAUGGAGCCAAUAGCAUUUUCUCUGGGUUCCUGCUCUUCCCUGAUGUAUAACCUGGUCUGUCUGUACUUUUCCCCUCAGUGCAUCCCCACCUGAUUUGAUUCUACAUAAAAAUAAAGAAUUUUAGAGUAACAAAAGACCUUAGAACACAGAAUAUCAGAGCUGGGAGGGGUCUUAGAACAUUGUAUUUUCUACCUAGAAGGGGCCUUAUCAUAUAAAAUGUCAAAAUGGGGGCAUCUAGGGGUGGCACAGUGGAUAGAGCACUGGCCCUGGAGUCAGGAGGACCUGAGUUCAAAUCCGGCCUCAGACACUUAACACUUACUAGCUGUGUGACCCUGGGCAAGUCACUUAACCCCAAUUGCCUCACCAAAAAAAAAAAAGUCAAAAUGGAAAGAACCAUAGAAUGCCAGAAACGAACAGGACCAUAGUGGUCAUCUCUUCCAACCCCCUUAUUUUGCAGAUUAGGAAACUGAGGCCCUGGGAGGGAACUAAUUUGCCUAAGGUCAAAGAGUAGCAGAGCUGAGAUGUUGAUCCAAACCCCCUACAUCCCAGGCCUUUCCACUAUGCCACAUUCCUUGUUAGGGGACUAUUAGGGCUGUUGAGCCUCAAGUCAAGCCUUUCAAGGUUCAUGGAGUCACUUUGCUGAGUUCGUAAAUCUUCAGGCAUGUUGAUGAGCUGCCUCGCAGAACUUGGGAUGUUUUAGGAAGACACCUCCCUGCUCUGCCACAACAUUCACCCCUGCUCUGCACACUACCUAAAAUUCCACAAUUAGGGUUUAUUCCUGGCUAAAUUCCUCUUUUAAAUGAAAUAAGAGAGAGGGAGCCUACAGCCCCUAACCUUUUAGUAAGAACAAAUUUUUAAGCUCCCAUCCCUUACAACCAGAGGAAGAAAUUAUUUAGGGGAAGGGACCAGGUUGAGAUGGCUCUAGGUACCUUCUUCCAUGUUGACUUGGGAGACUUGAGAGCACAGACCUGAAGAAUGGAAGGGCUGAGUGGGUCCUGGCAGAUGACCCUCCUCAUUGCCCUCCUUCUACAGCUGAUGAAACUGAAUCCUGGAGGAGAGAACUUUGUCCAAGGUCACAAAACAAAAUUGGUGAUGAAAUUGGGACUUGAACCUGGUUCUUCUGACCCCAAGCCCAGCAUUCUUUCCAUUAUGCCAGACAUCUUUUAACUUUCCCAGAUUGUUUCUUUAAAUACUUAUUUGUUUUUCCAAGAAGUAAAGACCCUCAGGAAGCUUGAA
Dromiciops gliroides (monito del monte) is the source of this 2039-nucleotide messenger RNA. It is a transcript of the gene C1QB, whose product is annotated as complement C1q B chain. The transcript has 3 exons. Gene Ontology annotation, molecular function: protein binding. The record is from RefSeq and is a predicted model, not a curated record. Bases 101 to 853 code for a protein of 250 amino acids. NCBI's taxonomy places the organism in Eukaryota, Metazoa, Chordata, Mammalia, Microbiotheria, Microbiotheriidae.